AUGCUUUUGGAAAUUUGCUGGACAGCUCUUGUCCAUUUUUUCAGCUUUCAAUCUUUGUUCUCGUCCCAGCAGUAUCCGCUUCCACCAAAUGGGGGAGUAGAAUACCCAACCUCGCCUACUGCGGCAGCCGGUCAGGCUGACCCGUCAGAUAUGCUGGAAUUCCCGCCCCUUGGUGCCAUAGAUGGCUUUACAUGCCAAUAUCCGGGACUAAAGAACAAAUACAUUGCCCUACCGGAUGGAAACCAGAGUCUUUGGCUUCAGCCAUUGGAAAAAGACAUCCAGGACGAGCAGUAUGAUAUUGAUACGGACUAUGAGAUAAAAGCACCCACAGGCGUAAUUCGAGAUGUCUACGUUAACGUGACUAAACUGGCGUCGGAUAAAGCGCUUAAGCCCGAUGGUGUCGCUUUCCCGGAGGGAAAAUACAUCAACGGCUCGUAUCCUGGUCCUCGAAUUCAGGCGUGCUGGGGCGAUACCGUUCGUGUCCAUGUCACGAACAAGGUGGAUAAGAACGGAACUGCAAUUCAUAUGCAUGGCAUCCGUAUGUUAAACACCGGUUAUUCGGAUGGUGUUCCAGGUGUCACCCAAUGUCCUAUUGCCGUGAACGAUACCUUCACCUACGAAUUUCAAGCGGUUCAGUAUGGCACAACCUGGUACCAUAGCCAUUACAGUCUCCAAUACACCGAUGGCAUGCUUGGCCCGUUGACUAUCUACGGACCUGCAUCGAGCGCCUUUGCAAAAUGGACUUAUCAAGUGGUGGAAAAGCAUGGUCCUCGGAUUCCGAUGGCUAGCAUUCUCAUCAAUGACAAAGGCAGCUUCGCGGGUCAUUAUCAGGACAACCGAUACAAGACAGACAAGCUCAAGCCGGGCAAGAAGUAUCUUCUUCGUCUAAUUAAUGCGGCAACCGACACUGCAUUCAUUUUCAGCAUCGACGAACAUAAGAUGAAAGUCAUCGGUGCAGAUUUGGUGCCCGUAGAACCUUAUGAUAUGGAGUCAAUAUAUAUUGGAAUUGGCCAGCGAUACCACGUCAUCGUGGAAACCAAAUCCGAGCCCGAAGAUACAAACCGGAAUUAUUGGAUUCGAACUUGGCCUGCCACGGGCUGUCACAAUUUCGACUGUGAACCAAAUGAAAGACAGGGUAUCUUCCAGUACAAUCCCAAUGAUACUGAGGAUCCCAUAUCCACCCCAUAUAGACCACCCUAUGGAGGACAGUGUCGGGAUGAAGACCAUGACAAGCUGAUUCCGAUGUUCCCUUGGACUGUACCGAAGCCAACACCCGAUCAACUGAAACGGGUCACGUUCCCGUUUGACGUCCUGAAACAAGAUAAUUUUACAAUGCCCCCUGAAGGAUGGAAUGGUACCGAUCCGACAUGGAGCGCAUGGGAGGUCAACGGGGCACCUGCCUGGGUGAACUACCAAGAUCUGACUAUCAAUCACCUGGACGACAACCAUACCUGGCCUGCAAACGCUGCUCUCUUCGAAUUGAAUUCGGACCCAAACUCGGACGAACCAACUUGGGCAUAUAUGGUGAUAGACGGUGGGCAUCAAGAUGAGGAGGAAAAGCCCCCGGGAGAGAGUAUUAUUCCUGCGGCGCACCCGAUGCAUCUGCAUGGCCAUGACUUUGCUCUGCUGAAGCAAUCAUACGAUUCAUUCGACGAUGACGUUGCUCGCGAUCCUGACGCCAUGCAGGGAUUCAUCGAAAGCCUCACGUACAAAAAUCCAGCUCGUCGCGACGUUGUCUUGCUACCCAAAAAUGGGUAUGUUGUGAUUGCGUUCAAGCUUGAUAACCCGGGCACGUGGCUGCUGCAUUGCCACAUUGCCUGGCAUGCCUCCGGUGGCUUAGCUUUGCAGAUCCUUGAAGAUAAGGACAAGGUUCAGGAGCUAUUAAAGAAAGAUAUCAAUCCAGACCAGACCGCAAGGGCCCAAAUUGACGAUGGGUGCGCGGGGUGGAAGAAAUGGUGGGACAAGAAAGAAAAUCGCUGGAAUCCAGAUGCGCGAUUCCAAGAUGAUUCUGGAGUCUGA
This is a messenger RNA of Aspergillus niger, 2019 nucleotides long. RefSeq lists its product as uncharacterized. The record is from RefSeq and is a predicted model, not a curated record. Gene Ontology annotation, molecular function: copper ion binding; oxidoreductase activity. The transcript has 9 exons. NCBI's taxonomy places the organism in Eukaryota, Fungi, Ascomycota, Eurotiomycetes, Eurotiales, Aspergillaceae. Bases 1 to 2019 code for a protein of 672 amino acids.